Sporothrix brasiliensis 5110 is the source of this 1515-nucleotide messenger RNA. RefSeq lists its product as uncharacterized. Lineage: Eukaryota; Fungi; Ascomycota; Sordariomycetes; Ophiostomatales; Ophiostomataceae. Bases 1 to 1515 code for a protein of 504 amino acids. Gene Ontology annotation, cellular component: membrane. Gene Ontology annotation, biological process: carbohydrate transport; transmembrane transport. The transcript is spliced from 4 exons. The record is from RefSeq and is a predicted model, not a curated record. Gene Ontology annotation, molecular function: carbohydrate:proton symporter activity.
AUGGUUUCGUCCAAGCGCGCGUACAAUUGGUACAUUUCCAUGGUGGCGGCAGGAUGCAUGGUCCUGUACGGCUAUGAUGCGUCCGUCUUCAACUCUGUCCAGGGCUCCGAGAACUGGCUGGCGUGGUUCGAUCUGGAUCCGAAAAAAGACUCGUACCUGAUCGGCCUCAUCAACACCGCCUAUACGAUUGGCGCCAUCGUCUCUGGUUUCUUCUUCGGUGGCCCUGUUGCUGACUACUUUGGUCGUCGCGCUGGCAUGGGCGUCGGCUGCUUCAUCACCAUCGUCGCCACCUUCAUGCAGACGUUUGCGCCGUACCACAAUCUGGGCUGUUUCAUCGGCGGUCGCGUGCUGAUUGGCCUUGGCCAGGGCAUGGCUCUGACUGCCGGCCCCGUCUACAUUGGGGAGAUGGCGCCGGCCGAGAUCCGCGGCAUCAUCAUGGCCUUCUGGCAGCUCUUUUAUUCCGUCGGCUCCUUUAUCGCCUACUGGAUCAACUACGCCGCGUCGCUGCACCGCGCAAAGCUCGGCGAGUGGGACUGGAAGAUCGUCGUCAUCUUCCAGCUGCUCGUCCCCACCAUCAUCAUCGUCCUGCUGCCGUUCCAGCCCGAGUCACCGCGCUGGCACAUCCAGCGCCACGGGAACAUUGAGGGCGCCCGCAAGGCCCUGCACCGCAUCCGCGACACCGAGCAGGAGAUCGAGGACGAGAUCCUGGUCAUCCGUGAGGCCAUUGAGUACGAGCGCGAGGCCAUUUCCCACGGCUACGCGGCCCUCUUCAAGGAUCCCUCGGUCCGCAAGCGUCUGCUGCUCGCCUUUGGCCUCAACAUUGGCCAGCAGCUUACCGGCCAGGGCACGCUCAACUCGUACAGCACCGCCAUUUACAAGAAGGUCUGGACCAGCACCGCAACCAUCAACCUCAUCAACGCCCUCAACGCCACGUUCGGCAUCCUCUUCACCCUCAACGCCACCUGGACCGCCGACCGCUUUGGGCGCCGCUGGCUGCUUAUGGUGGGCGCUGUCGGCAUGGGCGUCUCGAUGAUGGUCGUCUCUGUUGUCGGCCUGACGACGCCCACAGUCAACGGCACCAAAACGCAGCCCGUCGGCAUCUCCAUUGUGUUUUUGCUGUUCCUCUUCAUCUUCUUCUACAAGCCCACCUGGGGUGCGACCACCUGGAUCUGGACCUCCGAGAUCUUCUCCAUGAACGUGCGCGCCCAGGCCGUCGGCAUGUGCUCGCAGAUGCAGAACGUCGCCAACACCAUCUUCCAACAGUUCUUCCCCAUCUUCCUGACUAACUCCGGCCUCAAGUGCCUGUUCCUCUUCAUGGCCAUCAACUUCAUCCUCGCCGCCUACGUCUACUUCCUCAUCCCCGAGACCAAGCAGGUCCCGCUCGAGGAGAUCGAUGUCCUGUUUGGCGGUGCCAACCACGUCGACAAGGGCGCCAACAUCCUCGGCGUCGCCGAGUCCAAGUCCCACACCGGCCCCGUUGCUCCAAAGCCGAGCGCGUCGAAGUCGAACGUGUAA